CUUGACCGUUUUCUAACCUAUUUGCACUCUAUUAUGGGGCUAUUUUCUUCCUUCUUUACUCUCGUUAAUCCUUUAUCUCCCUUCAGAUUUGUUAAUAUAUUCAGCUAUAAAGCUGUAUCCGAACUCACUUUCAUCUGCUUCUGCCGUGAAACAGACGUCCUUCAUAUCUUCACAGACGACUUCUGAAGUUGUUUUCUUUUGUACAGUUCUCUACCCUCUUGCUGGAUCGCCACAGAUACCAUCUCUGUUGCCUGAUUUUCUUUCACACUUAGCGGGGUCAAAAUGCCCCAGAAAUCCAAAGAACUUCUGGAGGUUAAACCUCUCCUGAAGACCAGGCGUUCUCCCAGUCGCUCUCCAAGACCAAAAGAUCGCAAAAAGGCAACAGCCAGAGCUUCAAAUUAUGGAUCAGAAGGUGUCGUGAAUAAUGACAUCUUCUGCCUCCCCACCUCCGACUACAAGGCCCUCGCAUUCAUGACGAUUGUCGCAGCAAUUGUCCGCCUAUUCAGAAUCUACCAGCCUUCGAGUGUUGUUUUCGAUGAAGUACACUUUGGCGGUUUUGCAUCCAAGUACAUCAAAGGCCGAUUCUUCAUGGAUGUCCAUCCUCCUCUUGCGAAGCUCCUCAUUACGCUUGCAGGCUGGCUCGCUGGAUUUGACGGGAAUUUCGAUUUCAAGGACAUUGGCGCGGACUAUUUGGAGCCAGGCGUACCGUACGUUGCGAUGCGCAUGCUUCCCGCUGUUCUGGGUGUACUCACAGUUCCCUUGAUGUUUCUUAUUCUGAAGUCGACGGGGUGCCGGACCAUAACUGCAAUUUUGGGUGCUGGGCUAGUAACUUUUGAAAACGGUCUGGUCACGCAGUCUCGUCUAAUACUCCUCGACUCGCCUUUGGUAUUCUUUACCGCAUUAACGACGCUGUCAUUCACAUCUUUUACAAACCAACAAGAGCUGGGACCAUCGGCCGCUUUCAGUGGAUUAUGGUGGUUUUGGCUGGUCAUGACCGGCCUUAGUCUAGGCGCCACCCUCAGCGUUAAAUGGGUUGGGCUUUUCACAACUGCCUGGGUCGGCUCUCUCACAAUCCUUCAGCUCUGGGUGUUGCUUGGCGAUAAUAUCACCGUGACACCUCGUAUAUGGUUCAAACACUUCUUCGCCCGUGCCUUUUGCCUCAUUAUUAUUCCGAUCGGUUUUUACUGCGCGAUGUUUGCAAUCCACUUUCAGUGCUUGGUAAAUCCCGGGGAUGGCGACGGUUUCAUGUCAUCUCAGUUUCAAGCAACAUUGAACUCCAAAGCCAUGCAGGAUGUUCCAGCUGACGUCGCUUUUGGUUCUCGUAUCAGCCUCCGCCAUUUUAAUACUCAAGGUGGUUACCUGCAUUCCCAUCCCCAUAUGUAUCCCACUGGAAGCAAUCAGCAGCAGAUUACGCUUUACCCUCAUAAGGAUGAGAACAAUGAGUUCAUUGUCGAGAAUCAGACCCAGCCCCUUGGGCCCUAUGGCGAAGUUGAGGGACCGUAUGCUUGGGACAACAUCACGGCCUCAUUUGUUGAAGAUGGCGCUGUGAUAAGGCUCUACCAUAAGCUGACGCACAGAAGAGUACAUUCUCAUGACCACCGGCCCCCUGUAACCGAAGCCGACUGGCAAAAUGAAGUUUCGGCUUAUGGAUUCGAAGGUUUCCCUGGCGAUGCAAACGACCUUUUCCGAAUCGAGAUUGUCAAAUCCAUGUCUGACAAUGAAGAAGCCAAGAAGAGAGUACGGACUAUUGAAACAAAAUUCAGGCUUAUUCAUGUUAUGAGUGGCUGUGCCUUAUUUUCCCAUCCGGUUAAGCUCCCUGAUUGGGGUUGGGGUCAGCAAGAAGUCACUUGCGCGAGAGGAGGUACCCUGCCAAAUAGUGUUUGGUAUAUUGAAUCAAAUAACCACCCGACGCUUCCUGAAGAUGCUGAAAAGGUGAACUACAAGAAUCCCGGGUUCUUGGGUAAGUUCUGGGAACUCCAAAAAGUUAUGUGGACUGUCAACGCUGGUUUGGUAGAGUCUCAUAACUGGGACUCUCGUCCACCGUCGUGGCCGACUCUACGUCGCGGCAUCAAUUUCUGGGGCAGAGAUCACCGUCAAAUCUAUCUCUUGGGAAAUCCACUUAUCUGGUGGUUUUCAACGGCAGCCAUUGCCAUUUACGUCCUGUUCAAAGGCGUUGCCAUUCUUCGGUGGCAGAGGAGCUGUGGUGACUACCAUAAUAUCAAUUUCAAGCGAUUUGACUACGAAGUUGGCACCAGUGUCCUUGGGUGGGCCUUCCACUAUUUCCCAUUUUACCUCAUGGCCCGACAACUCUUCCUCCAUCACUAUUUUCCAGCGCUAUAUUUCGCUCUGAUCGCCCUUUGCCAGGAAUUUGAUUUCCUAGCAAACAGAAUUGGGAGUUUACGAUUAAGUUCCAAACCAAUAAUAGGCAAAUUGCUGGCCGCGGCGUUCCUUGCCGCCGGCAUUUUCUGUUUCACGCUGUACUCCCCCCUUGUCUACGGUAACCCCUGGACGCAGGAUGCCUGCAAGAGUGUCAAACUUUUCCCUACGUGGGAUUUUGAUUGCAACACAUUCUAUACUGACGUAAGUGUUCCAGAAUGGAAGCCUCCUCGCCGCGGAUUCUAAGCAGGCAUUGUCAAGUCACUCCAGCUGACGCAGUGCAAAUCAGCUGAAUCAAUAUAUGACGCAAAUUCUACAAUCGGCUCCUGUUGUCCCAACUGCACCAUCAGUGGCACCCCCCAAACCUCCAGUAAUGCAGCAGCAAGACCAGAAAGUCCUCCAGAAUGAGGAGCAGGCCAAGGUUACUCCAGAAGCCGAGCGGCGACUUCGUGGGAGCAAAGCGCGAGUCGAGUACCGUGAUCAAGACGGCAACAUCCUGGACGAAAGCCUUGUCGCUGCGCUGCAGAAGGAAGGCAAAGUCUCCUUUGAAACUCGGUAUGAGAGACGAACUCGUCUGGAGAAUGGACACGAGGUGGAUGUGGUCGACGGGAAGGUCGCACCGUCAUGGUUAGAGAAGGAAGAUUAACGCCUUGGAAUAUUGGGCAAUAGAUACGCAGGGUAAGACCUGCUCUUGGGAUACAUUGCGUACAAUAAGCAGUGCUGUAACCAAGAAAAGGAAAAUGAGGUAACCAAAGCUUCAAAUAAUACAGGAUUGCUAGUUGACAUUGAUUCCUCUCGCCUCCUGUUUCAGAGUACGAUACACUACUAAUCAAUGUUGUCAAAAUGACUUUCUGAGGGUUGAUGCUUCCGUCUAUUUCCGAAUAACUCGCCCUGUACGCAAUAUAUUCAUUUAUCACCAUUAGCUACCUCGGGCCUAAUCUACUACCAAAGCCCGCUACGGGUAAAGGUAUAGCGAGGUCAAACCCUUGUAACAUUGAAAACGACUAUAUGCGGCUCUUCAGCAUUCUGGUUUCCAUGGCGGUUAUAGUGUACAGUAACUAGCACGUGCAUUGACUAGAGUUACAGCUCAGAAGUCCCACUCCUCCUUGCCGUACUUGUUAAAGCGAUCAUGGAGAUCCUGCCAAGGAGAAAACGAGCAAUGUUAAUGACUUCAUCUUUAUUGGCCGAUCGACGGGGUCCAAUUGAGACAAAUGGGGAAGAAAUUACCUUUGGCAAAGUGACAUUAGGGACAAUGACGGUGUUGAGAGCACUGGGGGCCUCUCUAAGAGGCUGGUUCUUGUCACCGUGAGGGUGAUAUUGGUACUUGAAGGCCUUUCCACCCUUAUCCUCACGCUCCCAGGGCAUGGCACUCUCGCCAAUGCGAACGUUGCUCUCUUCUGAAGUCACGGAAGUGGGCUUGCGGCCGAAAUACCUGUAGAUUCAAAUAAAAACGAAUUUGACGCAUCAGCAAUUAUCUCCAGGACCGACGCACUCCAACCAAUGAUUUUUGCGGCAAUUCGGGAGGGACAAUAUUUACCAUCCAGCGAGCAGGAAGGCGCCGGACAUGACACCGAGGAGGACCUAAGAAAAGCAAUUAGAUAAUUAUACUCUAGUAUAAUCCAUUAAAACACUAGACGCCAUACGUAGAGCUCAGGAUCCCUCUUAGGAGCCUUAUCGAGACCGCCCUCCUCGAGCUUAGAGGUAGCGAGAAAUCGGCGCUGAGGAACGCGAAGAGCAGCAGGGCGAGCAAAUGCCCGGCGAGCAGCAACGGCGGCAAUCGAACACAUUGUUGGAUGUGAGAUAGGUGGAUAGGAGAGGAGAAGGUGCCAGACGACCGGGCAGAGCGAGCGAGAUUAAUUGC
Monascus purpureus is the source of this 4237-nucleotide messenger RNA. The record is from the annotation of a GenBank genome assembly. Lineage: Eukaryota; Fungi; Ascomycota; Eurotiomycetes; Eurotiales; Aspergillaceae.